This is a messenger RNA of Auxenochlorella protothecoides, 738 nucleotides long. Its product is annotated as Transcription initiation factor IIA subunit 1. The transcript is spliced from 5 exons. NCBI's taxonomy places the organism in Eukaryota, Viridiplantae, Chlorophyta, Trebouxiophyceae, Chlorellales, Chlorellaceae. Gene Ontology annotation, biological process: transcription by RNA polymerase II; transcription initiation at RNA polymerase II promoter. The coding region runs from base 1 to 738 and encodes 245 amino acids. Gene Ontology annotation, cellular component: transcription factor TFIIA complex. The record is from RefSeq and is a predicted model, not a curated record.
AUGUCGCGUGCUGGGGGCGAGAAGGCCGGUCGUCCCGGUGUGGGCGAGGCUACCCUGGGCGUGUACCAGGGCGUCAUAGAUGAUGUCGUGGCCAACGUGAAGGCCGACUUCGUGCAGGAAGGAGUAGAUGAAGCCGUGCUGGACGAGCUUCGAUCCCUCUGGGAGUCCCACAUAGUAAAACUUGGAGUGCUAGGGAAGGCAAACGAUCCGUCGGGGAAGCAGAGCAAGGAGGGCGUACGAGCAGCAGACGCCCUCACUCUUAGCGAGGACGCCUCGGUCCUGGCUGCCAGACCCACCAAGGACCAGAGCCCAGGGCCUGGUGCUGCCGCGCUCGACCAUGGCGACAGGAAACGGCCGAUCAUCGAGACGGGCGACACGCCCCCCACCAAGCUUGUGAAGACAGAGGCCAUUCAGACCCCUUCCAUCCCUCAAUGGGAUGGAGCCGCGGAGGAGGCAGCCGGCGUCUCCGACCCUAGCUCAUCUGUGCCGGCUGGGGCCGAGGCCGAGGCCGAGGACAACCUUGAUGAUGUGGAGCUAGACGAUGAUGAACUUAACGAGGACGACGACCUCGAAGACGUGGAUGCGGUGGGGAGUGACUCGGAGGAUCAGCUGCUGGGUCAGUUUGACAAGGUGCACCGGUCCAAGGCGCGGUGGAAGGUCAACCUGCGGCACUGCAUCCUGCAGCUGGAUGGUAGGGACUACCUCCUGCACAAGGCUACGGGGGAGUUCAACUUCUAG